Messenger RNA from Morus notabilis, 2512 nucleotides. RefSeq names its product cyclic nucleotide-gated ion channel 2. Lineage: Eukaryota; Viridiplantae; Streptophyta; Magnoliopsida; Rosales; Moraceae. The transcript has 8 exons. The coding region runs from base 264 to 2444 and encodes 726 amino acids. The record is from RefSeq and is a predicted model, not a curated record.
CUCCCACACCUCUCCUUCCUCUGUCUCUCUCUUACAUGUGCAUUUCCUGACAGACAAACACCUCCACGUCCCCAUCUCUACCUAGCUAGCUUCACUCUUGAAAUUUUACUACCCUUAUUCCUUCUCUCCUCUCCUCUAUUAUCCUUAUUAUACGCUAGUAUAGCUCCCACCCCAAUUCUUAUCAUUGCAUCAAAAACUCUCUCUCUCUCUCUCUCUCUUUCCUCAAUAUUCCUCUCUCCCAUGGUUUCUCUCCUCCCUCAGCCAUGCCCUCCCACUCCAACCCCCUUCUCUCUUCCCUCUCAAGGUGGAUAGGAACACUGUGCAGUCAUAACUUCAAAAAUGAUUACAGCAGCAGCAGCAGCAGCAACAACAACAAUAAGAAUAUCGCGGCGGCGGCUGAUCAUGACAUCAGUGCCACGGUAUCAAGCCCGGCAGGGGAAUGCUACGCGUGCACGCAGGUUGGGGUGCCCGCGUUCCACUCGACCAGCUGCGAUCGGGCGGGGCACCAGCCGCAGUGGGAGGCCUGCGCCGGCACGUCCCUGAUCCCAAUAAGCUCCCGAACCGACCUCAAGAAGGACCUCUUUGUCGCCGCCAAAAAGCAGCAGCGGCCUCCGGCUGGGGCGUUCGGACGGGUGAUCGACCCGCGGAGCAAGCGCGUGCACAGGUGGAACCGGGCGUUCCUGCUGGCGCGUGGGAUGGCGCUGGCGGUCGACCCGCUCUUCUUCUACGCGCUCUCCAUCGGCAGAGGCGGCGCUCCCUGCCUCUACAUGGACGGCGCACUCGCCGCCGUCGUGACGGUGCUGCGCACGUGCGUCGACGCCGUGCACCUCUGCCACCUCUGGCUGCAGUUCCGCUUGGCCUACGUGUCACGUGACUCGCUCGUCGUCGGCUGUGGAAAGCUCGUGUGGGACGCACGUGCCAUCGCCUCCCACUAUGUCAGGUCCUUCAAAGGCUUCUGGUUCGACGCCUUCGUCAUACUUCCUGUUCCUCAGGCUGUGUUUUGGCUAGUACUACCAAAGUUGAUCAGAGAAGAGAAGAUUAAGCUGAUAAUGACAAUUCUUCUGCUCAUUUUUUUGUUCCAAUUCCUCCCGAAAGUCUACCAUAGCAUUUGCCUAAUGAGAAGCAUGCAAAAGGUCACGGGGUACAUUUUUGGUACUAUUUGGUGGGGUUUUGGUCUCAACCUUAUUGCCUACUUUAUAGCCUCUCAUGUUGCUGGGGGUUGUUGGUAUGUUCUUGCAAUACAACGAGUGGCUUCAUGUCUCCGGACACAUUGUGAGAGAAACAUGAACUGCAACCUAUCUUUGGCUUGCAGAGAGGAAGUAUGUUACCAGUUUCUUUUACCGACCGGCACGUUUGGCAAUCCGUGCGGCGGCAACGCAACAGUGGUCAGAAAGCCGCUUUGCCUUGAUGUCAACGGGACCUACAAUUAUGGGAUUUAUAAGUGGGCUCUCCCGGUCAUAUCUAGCAAUUCAGUAGCUGUCAAGACUCUAUAUCCCAUCUUUUGGGGUUUGAUGACUCUCAGCACAUUUGGCAAUGAUCUUGAGCCCACAAGUCACUGGCUGGAAGUGAUUUUCAGCAUAUGCAUUGUCCUAGCUGGAUUGAUGCUCUUCACACUAUUGAUAGGAAACAUCCAGGUAUUUUUGCAUGCUGUCAUGGCGAAGAAGAGGAAAUUGCAGCUGAGAUGCCGAGACAUGGAGUGGUGGAUGAAGCGGCGACAGCUUCCGUCUCGUCUGAGACAAAGAGUCCGGCAUUACGAGCGCCAAAAAUGGGCGGCCCUGGGUGGAGAAGACGAAAUGGAAAUGCUCAAAGACUUGCCAGAAGGCCUCCGAAGAGACAUCAAGCGCUAUUUAUGCCUUGACCUCAUUAAAAAGGUUCCUCUGUUCCACAACUUGGACGAUCUCAUCCUUGACAACAUAUGCGAUAGAGUCAAACCUUUAGUCUUCACCAAGGAUGAAAAGAUAAUCCGAGAAGGAGAUCCAGUUCCAAGAAUGGUGUUCAUCGUCCGGGGACGCAUAAGGCGCAACCAAAACCUCAGCAAAGGCAUGGUGGCGACGAGCGUGCUGGAGCCCGGCGGAUUCCUCGGUGACGAGCUUCUCUCGUGGUGCCUCCGCCGCCCCUUCCUCGACCGCCUGCCGCCCUCCUCUGCCACCUUCGUCUGCGUCGAGACGACCGAGGCGUUCGGCCUAAACUCGGAGGAUCUCAAGUACAUCACCGACCACUUCCGCUACAAGUUCAACAACGAAAGGCUCAAGAGAACCGCCAGAUACUACUCCUCCAAUUGGCGGACAUGGGCGUCCGUAAAUAUACAGCUCGCGUGGCGUCGGUACAGGACUAGGACCAGAGGUCCGGUGAUUCCUGUCGCCGAGAGUGGAAGCACUGAGCGUAGGCUCAUGCAAUAUGCUGCCAUGUUCAUGUCAAUCAAGCCUCACGACCAUCUUGAGUAAAAAACAGGGGGGGAAAAAAAAAAGAAUCCCAUUUCGAAGAUUCAUUUCUUCUUUCUUUCCAAGCCAUG